GUCUUUAAAAGAUAAGAACCAAGAAAAGAAUCGGCGAAUGGUUAACUAUGGGCCUUAAUUUACUUAACAUCUGGAGACGUGGCCUCCACACAAGUUCCGCCCGGUUGCAGGUGAUCCGGAGUGCCACGCCCACCAAGCGGAUAUGCAUCGUGGGCGCCGGACCCGCCGGCUUCUAUGCCGCCCAACUAAUCCUCAAGCAACUGGAUGACUGCGUGGUGGACGUGGUCGAGAAGCUUCCGGUUCCCUUCGGACUGGUGCGCUUUGGCGUAGCACCCGAUCAUCCGGAGGUCAAGAACGUAAUCAACACCUUCACCAAGACCGCAGAGCAUCCGCGUUUGCGUUUCUUUGGCAAUCUUUCGCUGGGCACGGAUGUGAGCCUACAGGAACUGAGGGAUCGAUACCAUGCCGUGUUGCUUACCUACGGAGCGGAUCAGGAUCGGCAGCUGGAGCUGGAGAACGAGCAGCAGGGCAAUGUGAUAUCUGCUCGGAAAUUCGUGGCCUGGUAUAAUGGUUUGCCCGGUGCGGAGAACCUCGCCCCUGAUCUCAGUGGUCGGGAUGUGACGAUUGUGGGUCAAGGCAACGUGGCUGUGGAUGUGGCUAGGAUGCUCCUUAGUCCUUUGGAUGCUCUGAAGACCACAGACACCACCGAGUACGCCCUGGAAGCCCUAUCCCGCAGCCAAGUGGAGCGAGUGCAUCUGGUGGGCAGACGUGGUCCCCUGCAGGCCGCCUUCACUAUUAAGGAACUACGCGAGAUGCUUAAGCUGCCCAAUGUGGACACCCGCUGGCGAAACGAUGAUUUCUCAGGCAUUGACACCCAGCUGGAAAAACUUCAACGUCCUCGCAAGCGACUCACCGAACUGAUGCUCAAGAGUCUGAAGGAGCAGGGCAGGUCCUCUGGCCCCAAACAGUUCCUGCCCAUUUUCCUGCGCGCCCCCAAGGCUAUAAGCCCAGGGGAAAUGGAGUUCUCCGUCACGGAACUCCAGCAUGAUGCAGCUGUGGCCACCAGUUCCACGGAGCGUCUUUCCUCGCACCUAAUCCUGCGCAGCAUUGGCUAUAAAUCCAGUUGUGUGGAUGCGGGGAUCAACUUUGACAACCAACGCGGACGUGUUCACAACAUUGACGGUCGCGUUCUCAGGGAUGAUGCUGCGGGAACGGUGGACCCCGGACUUUAUGUGGCCGGCUGGCUGGGGACUGGGCCCACUGGCGUUAUUGUGACCACGAUGGGCGGCGCCUUUGCAGCGGCCAAAAACAUCUGUGAUGACAUUACAACGAAUGUUUUGGACACCAGUUCAGCCAAACCGGGAUACGAUGCCGAUGGCAAAAGAGUAGUCACAUGGGAUGGCUGGCGGCGGAUCAAUGAUUUUGAGAGCGAGGCGGGCAAAGCCAAAGGAAAGCCGCGCGAGAAGAUCGUUAACAUCGAGGAUAUGCUGAGAAUUGCGGGCGUCUGAUUCCAGAACUCCAUUGGUGAUGGCUGACUAUACUGUCUUUAGAACAUGUCUAGCUUACUUUUAUUUAUCUGUCGUUUGAGGCCUUUGUUUAUCAUUGUAAAUACAUAAAUCAUUUAUGGAACACUUGUAAA
Drosophila rhopaloa is the source of this 1579-nucleotide messenger RNA. RefSeq names its product NADPH:adrenodoxin oxidoreductase, mitochondrial (gene dare). Lineage: Eukaryota; Metazoa; Arthropoda; Insecta; Diptera; Drosophilidae. The record is from RefSeq and is a predicted model, not a curated record. Bases 48 to 1448 code for a protein of 466 amino acids. The transcript is spliced from 5 exons. Gene Ontology annotation, cellular component: mitochondrion. Gene Ontology annotation, biological process: ubiquinone biosynthetic process.